AGCCGGGGAGUAGUCUGCGCGCUGGAGAACCGACAACCCGGGCUCAGCUGCUUUCUCCCGGAACAAUUAUGUCCGUCUCGCCGUCGUCGCUUUCUCUAAGGUAUCCGUUUCCCGGUCGCUGAAUGGCGCUGGUUACCGUGCAGCGUUCACCGACCCCAAGCACCAGCUCCAGCCCCUGUGUGUCGGAGUCCGGUAGCGGGGAGGAUGACCGCCGCUCACAGCCAAGGAGUAUCAGUGAGAGUUUCUUGACAGUUAAAGGAGCGGCCCUCUUCCUGCCGCGUGGAAGUGGUUCCUGUCUUUCCUCUGCCUCUCGCUUCUCACAACUGCGCAGCAAACAUGCAGGAGACCUCCAGCAGCAUCUGCAAACCAUGUUCACUCUGCUCAGACCAGAGGACAACAUCAAACUGGCUGUCCGUUUGGAGAGCGCUAGCCAGCAGGUGACCCGCUACAUGGUGGUGGUUUCCACCAAUGGCAGGCAGGACACAGAGGAGAGUGUGGUACUGGGGAUGGAUUUCAGCCCCAUUGACAGCUCGUGUUCUGUCGGGCUGGUUCUGCCCUUAUGGAGUGACACAAUGAUACAUCUGGAUGGAGAUGGGGGAUUCAGCGUGUCGACUGAUAACCGAGUCCACGUGUUCAAGCCCGUGUCUGUGCAGGCCAUGUGGUCGGCCCUCCAGUCCCUUCAUAAAGCAUGCGAAGUGGCCCGUGGCCAUAACUACUUCCCGGGCAGCCUGUUCCUCACCUGGGUCAGCUACUACCAGAGCAGGAUCUCCUCCGACCAGACGCGCAUCAACGAGUGGAACGCCAUGCAGGACGUCCAGUCACACCGCGCAGACUCGCCCGUCCUCUUCUCUGAUGUGCCCACUGAGAGGGAACGGACAGAGCGGCUCAUCAAGACCAGUCUGAGGGAGAUCAUGAUGCAGAAGGACCUUGAAAAUGUUACUUGCAAAGAGAUCCGGACGGAGCUGGAGAUGCACAUGACGUGUAACCUGCGGGAAUUCAAGGAAUUCAUCGACAAUGAGAUGAUUGUGAUCCUGGGACAGAUGGAUAGUCCAACAGAGAUCUUUGACCAUGUCUACCUGGGAUCUGAGUGGAAUGCAUCCAAUCUGGAGGAGCUGCAGAACAGCGGGGUUCAGUACAUCCUGAAUGUAACAAGGGAGAUAGAUAAUUUCUUCCCUGGUCUGUUUGAGUACCACAACAUCCGUGUUUAUGACGAGGAGGCCACUGACCUACUGGCCUACUGGAAUGACACCUACAAGUUUAUAUCCCGAGCCAAGAAAGCCGGGGCCAGGUGUUUGGUGCACUGUAAGAUGGGCGUGAGUCGCUCUGCGUCCACAGUAAUUGCCUAUGCGAUGAAGGAAUAUGGCUGGGAUCUGGAGCGAGCCUUCAAUUAUGUCAAGGAACGUCGCGCCGUUACCAAGCCCAACCCAUCUUUUAUGAGACAGCUGGAGGAGUAUCAAGGCAUACUGCUGGCCAGUAAGCAGAGGCACAACAAGCUCUGGCGUUCUCACUCGGACAGCAACCUGUCAGAGCACCAUGCACCGCUGUCCAAACCCUCCGCCCAGCCGCAGAGCCUGGGCCGCUCUGACCCUCAUAACCAGGCUAGCAACACAACUGCCCCCUCUCUUGCAGAGCUGCUGCAACCACUGGGAGCCUCCUCUUGCACUAGCCGGAUAGCACUGUCCACUAGCUUGCCCGAUAGUGAAAUCCAAUCUGAACGACUCACCUCUUCGUCGAGUGGUGGGGUUUCAGCUCUGUCAGGUGUCUCUGAAGGCCCUAAUCAUACUGCUGUAGCCCAGCUUCAGAUGUCUGCCUCUUGUCCUGACCCGCUGGCUGGGUCAUUGUCUCCGCCAUCCCCUCCUCUCUCAAAUGGCCUAUGUGACUCUGAGGAAGACCGGUCCUCUCCUCCACUCCCCCAGCCAAGAGCUGCCACUGUGGUGCCUGAGGCCUGGAAGACCGACAUCUCCACAGUGAGCAUAGUGGAGAGUGUUUUGGUGGGUCGACCUCAUCCACCUCCAUCCAUACACCACCUCCCUAUCUCUCCUACACUGUCUCCUAUUCCAGCCUGCAUAGAUGAGUCUGUCAGGCCACCGGAGUCCUGCUCUUUGGGUGUUGUAAAAACUAGCCACCAGCCACAGAUGCCCCCAUCAGUGCCUGAGUCCUUAACGACCCCAAAACCAUGCACACAAAGGGCCGGGCCCCAAGGUCUGUCUGUGCCAGUGCCUGAUGAGAAACUAGACUGUGACCAACAGUCAUCUCUGCUGUCUUUUGACAAUUUGACAGCACCUCCACCUUUCACUAGUGAUGAUAUCAGCCACCCCAGUGCCACUCCCCAAGACCUCGAGGUGUCGUUUACCCGCAGCACAGACCACAUCAACUUUUUCAGUGCCAGGGAGAAGUUUCAGGGCCUCGCCCAAGAUGGUAAGAGUCACAGCAUUGCCAUGCCAGCAGCACAGCAAUCGUCCCAGCUCAAGGGUCAGGGCAAGGACCACCAACCAUUGUCUGAGGAGGAUUCCAUCGCUGAAGCACGAAAGGAAGAAGAGAGGAGAAAGGAGAUUUUAGUCCCUGUGCCGGUCACAGAACUAAAAUCUGUAUUGCAGACCACAGACCCUCCUCCUGGCCCCCUUACCCAACCAGGGCCUUGGGACUCCCAGGACAAGGAAUUGAGGAGGUCAAAGCAGGAAGUGGAAGAGAGAGAAGUUUUAUUACAGGCUGAAGCUAUAAAGGAGGGAGUAAAGAACAAAGAGGAGGAAGAAACCCCCAAGGAAGAAACCCCCACUCCUCUGUCCAGUGACUGGACAAGGGGCUCUGUACGACGUGUCAAAAGGCAACUUGAACAACGAAUGAAAAACGAGCAGGAGUCCCCCUCCUCCUCUCCCCCCUCCCUUUCCGUCAGUUCCUCGGGCUCACCGCAGCUCUCCCAGUCUCUCCAGCACUCCAGAGAACACUCUCCGGUAUCUCAGCCCACUCCACCCACUGUUUCUAAUGUCCAGGAUGCACUCCUUCUUUCGCAGGGGUUGGGUGCCAGCACUGUGCAGGAAGAGGAGGAUCACAGGAAGUGUUGUCCAGUGGAAGAGAGGGCGACAGGAUUUGAAGUCAGAGGUACAUCAACGCACAAAUAUCAACCUGCUGGUGGCAGAUCUCUCUCUACCUUCUCCCCUAACCGCUCUCAAUCCUUCCAUCCCUCUAUCCACCCCUUCCUUGCUCCUCUCUCCUCCGUUGACUUCCUGUGUUUGGAGGGUGUGACGGAGCAUGAGUCAGGCACGGACUGGGAUUACCCCACAGAGGGGCCCCAAGGUGACAACAUUUUGAGGGAGACCUGGGAGACCUUGUGUGAACUUGGGGCUUUCCUUCAGCAGGUGAGCUCACGUGGUGUCACAAACUACAGGUGUGCGGAACAGGUUUGGGGCCAAUGUCCCAGCAUCAUGCAGAAGAGGGACCGUGGUCUCCAACAGAGGGUCCGAGAGGUUGAGGCCAGGAUUCGCCAGGCGGGACUGACUCCCCCCUCCCUGAUGAAGCGCUCGGCCUCGCUGGCCAAGCUGGGCUGCCUUGAGCUGCUGGCCAAUGACCUGAGCGAGUGGGAGCUGAGCCGCACCUCUCCGGCGUCCCCAACAGCGGAGCCUGUGUCCCACACAGCCACGGACGAGUCCAAGAAGCAACGUGUCCACAGCUCUCCUUCCUCACAAAGCCAGCCUGAAGGCCUCGGAGCUGCAGCAGAGGGGCUCUGCGAUGCUGAGAAAACCCCAACGGGACUCUCUCCAUUGACACAGAGCCAACCAAGCGGGAGACACCCAGACACUGGCCAAACCCCUCUACAGUCACCAGUGCUGAUGUCUAUGGCAACAAGGCAGCAGUAUGGUAGGACACACCCACUGAGGAGGCUGAAGAAAAGGACAGUCAGUACCCUUUACCACACCAUGUAACCCUCACUAUGUAUGUAUGUAUCUAUAUGUGUGUGUCUGUGCUGACAGAUGGAAAAUGAGUGCAUAUGAAUUAUCACAACACGUUCUGGAAAAGCAAACCUUUGCUGACUAUUUUAAAGGGCUGGGUUCAGGGUUCUUUGGACCUGUGCAUUACUUUUUACAGACCUGCCACGAAUGUACUUCCAGGCAACCAUAGGACAUGAUUAUCUGCUCAAGAAGUCCUUCAAACACCAGCCAAACAAUCGUCCAACUGUGAUGAGUAGUUUGUUUCUGUAUCUUGAAAUGCACGAGCUUAAA
This is a messenger RNA of Lampris incognitus (smalleye Pacific opah), 4217 nucleotides long. RefSeq names its product slingshot protein phosphatase 2b (gene ssh2b). Lineage: Eukaryota; Metazoa; Chordata; Actinopteri; Lampriformes; Lampridae. Gene Ontology annotation, biological process: negative regulation of actin filament polymerization; actin cytoskeleton organization; protein dephosphorylation. The coding region runs from base 123 to 3920 and encodes 1265 amino acids. The transcript has 15 exons. Gene Ontology annotation, cellular component: cytoplasm. Gene Ontology annotation, molecular function: actin binding; protein tyrosine/serine/threonine phosphatase activity. The record is from RefSeq and is a predicted model, not a curated record.